CAUGUGAGCAGGUAGACGCACUCCGGAGAGUCCCUUCAUGAGAGAGACGACUCUUUUAAGCAAAUCUACUGCGAGCCAGUCGCAUUCAAUAACUACUGAAUACUUGAACGGAUCUCUGCAGGGAGUUAAACGAUUCUACUGUUGCUGAAGGAGACGAGUUGUCCUGCCAUGGAAACACAGAGAGAAACACAAAGGCCCAAUAAUGGCCAGUUGAUUUCUGUGCCUCACAAGGACACAAUCCGUCUGCUGGAGGUGUACGUCAAGCGCAGCCUCAGCGUAAAUGACGGGACACUGGGGAAUAAGAGGGCUGAGGGGAAAGAAAAGUGGGUGACAAUGCCAAGAAAGCAAAGACGACAUUCCAGUGACCCUUCCCUUCACUUGGCCGGGGAAUUAAAUGGCGAGGAAAUUGGAACAUUUUCUGCGGUCGAAGCUCCCACAAACCAUCCUGAGACGCGUCCUGAAGAAUCAGUGAAACCCACCAAAAAAUCAAAGAAGAACAAGAAGUCCUCAUUUUGGAAAAGUUUAGUUGGUAUUUUCUAUAGGAAGAAUAACGAGGAGAAAGAUGAAGAGCAGGACAGUCCAUCAGAGGUCCCAGAGGUCUGCCAAGCAGAAGUGGCCUCAGACACUGUGACCACCUGCCUGCCCACAACUCCAGUCACAAAAAGAAAGCCCUCAAGAAGAAACUCCUUAAAAAGAAGGUUCUCCAAAAGGCGGCUAUCUCUGACAAAACCAAAUAAAUCUGGUAAAGAUCGCAACCCUGCUGACAUCACCCGAGUUGAAGCUGUCGUCAGUGUGGAAUCGACAUACUCUUACUAUGAAAAGGUGUCAGAGGAACUGGAAAGAAUUGUCCACGAGGUCCAAGAGAAAGAGGAAGUUGAACGGCUCUCUGAUGAGGAAGUCAUCAACAGGAUCAUUGCUCUGACGAAGCAGCAGGGUGAUGCCAUAGAGGACAAGUUGAAAGAUAACCCCACCCUGAACAACUUCUUCCAGCGGAUGUCGUACUCUUCCUUCCAGACGUUGGCUGAUGCGUAUCUGGAGAAAGAAGCAUCGCCGAUCCACAAUCCUCCCACUGUCCUACCAACAGCACCUGAGCUGGUCAAGUUGGCCUUUACGUACGACUUUACUGCCAGGAUAGCCGGUCUCUCCAAACAGAAUAUAGGUCACAUUACUGGCCUGGGCAACCGUUAUCUACAGGACCGAUUUGAAUACAGACAGGCAUCCACGGUCCGACAGUGAUGACUGAGAGGCAUCCAUAACAAAACAAAAACAACCCCAUUGCUGCAAGUGAAACAUUUACUCUUCAACUUUUCUCAGCUGCACAGAUGUGGUUAAGGAUGUGUUGCAAGCAUGAAUUCCCCUUUACAAACAUGUUAUUUUAAGAACACAAUGGGCUACCUAACACACAUUUUAACCUGUUGAAUGGCUUUGGUAGAUUUGAGUGUGCUAUUCUAAGGUGAAGUGUUUACUGAUGACCUUCACGUGGAAGAUCAGCUCUUAAAACAUGUAGCAAUAUUUCAGAAUCACAAAUAGCUGAUUCUUCAAGCUAAAAAUGUGAUUCUCUUUUUACAAAUCUACCAUUGAAUUUGAUACUUUCUGUACAUUGAUUUGUAAUAAUACAAAAGAGCAAUGCAAUAACCUUUGAUGUAUAUGAGCCAGACACCUCUGUGCAAUAUAUAUAUAUAGUUGGUUUUUUUUUUUUACAUUUCUAGGAUUUCAAAAUGAGCAAAACCUUAUUUAAUAGAAGCUACAAUGAAAUGCUGUUUGUUGAUAUGAAUGCUGGCAUUCAUAUUAUACACUCAAAUUAAAUAUAUUUAACUUGA
This is a messenger RNA of Siniperca chuatsi (mandarin fish), 1820 nucleotides long. RefSeq lists its product as uncharacterized. The transcript has 6 exons. The record is from RefSeq and is a predicted model, not a curated record. Lineage: Eukaryota; Metazoa; Chordata; Actinopteri; Centrarchiformes; Sinipercidae. The coding region runs from base 169 to 1236 and encodes 355 amino acids.